GGCAACCACAGAUCCACUUGGGUGUUGAGGGAGUGAGUUUAAAGGGUUAGGAGGGGUCAAGCACAUGGGGGAACUUGGCGAACACCGUGCCAGUUUGCUCAACAACCCCGUCCCGGAGGCCAAGACUUCGGGUGGGUCAGAGCAUGGGCAGAGCAAUGGCGGUCUGGGCAAUGGCAAAUUGGGCCACCAGAGUGCGUCCUUUGAGAGCCACUGGCUCCAGGGUUCCCAGGCCACGGAAGGGGUAGACGCAGAAGACCCAGAGGAAGAGAUUCCCCCGGAGGAGGUGCCUGGGGAAGAGCUCCCCGAGGCCCCUAAUCUGGAUGAAAGUCUUGGACGAGAGUUGGAGGUGGAAGUGGUUGAAAUGAGCCAGCUGUCCAUCACUGAGCGGACUCCCAGUGUCUCCAUAGCCAAGAGCAGGAAAAAGAAGGUCCGGAGGCUGCUGGAGCUGGCAAAGCCCAAGACCAACUGGCAAUGCCUGAGAGACAGGAAGGGGUGCUGUUGUAAGGGUUAUGCCUGGAUGUCCCCACACAAGGACAACUUGCAGUUCUGCCUGUAUUGGCCUUCUGUAUACUGGACCGAGCGAUUUAUCGAGGACACCACCUUGACCAUCACGGUCCCUGCGGUGUCCCGCCGGGUGGAGGAGUUGUCGCGGCCCAAGAGGUUCUACCUGGAAUAUUACAACAACAACAGGACAACGCCUAUCUGGCCCAUCCCUCGGUCCACUUUGGAGUAUCAACCGUCUAAUCGGCUGAAGCAACUGGCUAUUCCAAAGGUUCGCAAUAACAUCUGGAGCAUUAACAUGUCUGAGAUUUCCCAGGUGUCCAGAGCAGCCCAGAUGGCAGUCCCCAGCCCACGGACUCUUCACCUGGCAAAGCCCAGGCCCCCGGCCACCCUAUUGGAAGAGUGGGACCCUAUGCCGAAACCCAAGCCUCACGUGUCCGACUACAACCGCCUCCUUCAGCUAGCAACACCCAAGGCCCUGUCAGAAAAGUGUGUUCCUGACCGCAGUCCUCAGUGGGAGGUCCUGGAUGCCACCAAGAGAGCAGUGGCCAGUUCACGGAUCAUCUCUCUGGCCCAGCCCAGAAUACGCAAGGACCUCAAUGAGGGCUACAACCCGUACUACAUCUCCCCAGCCUCUCUCGUGGCUCAGGCAUCUCCUCGCAUUUACGAGCUUGCCACCCCUAAAUACAUCACCAAGAAAGUGUGACCGCCAGGCCUGAUCUCCAGCCCGCCCCCAGUAAACACCCAAGUGCAUCCUUGCCUGUGUGCAUGAUUCACUAAGCUUCGUGGCCUGGGUGGGGGGCAGGCAGGGAUGCCA
Molecule: messenger RNA, 1318 nt
Organism: Onychomys torridus (southern grasshopper mouse)
Lineage: Eukaryota; Metazoa; Chordata; Mammalia; Rodentia; Cricetidae
Gene: Spmap2
Product: theg spermatid protein
Exons: 8
Coding region: 65-1207 (380 amino acids)
Biological process (GO): spermatogenesis
Source: RefSeq, a predicted model, not a curated record